AUGGCCGAGACACAAAACGGACAAUGUCUUGAGGAUGAAAAAGAUGAUAAAAUCACCAGUAACUGUAAUGAAAAAAACGCAGACCCACCCAAAGAAAUCGUUACCAUAAACAUUGACAAUGUCGAAGGCGGGAAAACUGACAGCUGUCAAACGAAAGCGCGCGAAUCGAAUGGAAAUGGCGUCGCUUGCGACAAUAAGGGCAAGCUUGAAUUGCCGAAGGGCGUUAUGGGAGCGCCCAGGAGUGGACACAGGAUGUCGUUUAUGGAAGAGGAGAGUGCCAAGGAGAGGAUGCGAAUGGCUCUACUGAAGCAGUGCUCGGCCAUUUUGAAGCAGGGCGAUCAGCGGUACAACAAGGAGUCAUUGCACCGCACCUUCCAAGAUGAGGUUCGUAUUUCUAUUCUUACAUUUACACAUACUGGC
Messenger RNA from Iphiclides podalirius (scarce swallowtail), 420 nucleotides. The record is from the annotation of a GenBank genome assembly. NCBI's taxonomy places the organism in Eukaryota, Metazoa, Arthropoda, Insecta, Lepidoptera, Papilionidae.